UGGCGUUGGGUUUCAACAUUGCCUAGCUGUUUUGUGAGAAAUGAAUCACUACAUGGUGUGCACACUUUCAGAUAAAUGAAACCGAAACCUACGUUUAAAAGCAAUUUGCGUCCCAGUCCUUUUUUCAUAUGGCUGUGCCUUCGCUGUCCAGACCAACAUAUAGUUUAAACAUGUCUCAACACAGUUCCUCAAAACAAGAAAUUAUGAGUAGUGGUCUGAAUGAAUACUAUGAAGAAAAGGUGCGUCCCUGUAUUGACCUAGUGGAUAAACUCAGGUCACUUGGUGUCGAGAAGGACCUGAAUCUGCCAGCUAUUGCUGUUAUAGGUGACCAGAGCUCAGGAAAGAGUUCUGUAUUGGAGGCUCUGUCAGGUGUGGGACUGCCCAGAGGAACAGGUAUUGUCACACGAUGUCCUCUUGUACUGAAAUUGAAGAAAGUUACAAAGAAUGUUACCUGGCAUGGAUUAUUGUCAUAUAAUGAUAAAAUAAAGAAACUGAAGAAUCCAGCAGAAAUAGAGAAGGCUGUCCUAGAUGCUCAGACAGCAUUGGCUGGACAAGGAGAAGGAAUCAGUCAUGAGAUGAUCACUCUGGAAAUCAAGUCCUGUGAUGUUCCUGAUCUUACUCUCAUUGACCUGCCAGGAAUUGCUAGGGUUGCCACUGGUAACCAGCCUAAAGACAUUGGGAUACAAAUAAAAGAUCUAAUUGAAAAGUUCAUUAAAAGACAAGAGACCAUCAGCUUGGUUGUUGUGCCUGCAAACAUUGAUAUUGCCACCACUGAAGCACUACAGAUGGCAAACAAAGUAGAUAGAGAUGGCAACAGGACACUUGGGAUUCUGACUAAACCAGACUUGGUGGACAAAGGCAUGGAGGAGACAGUUGUCAAAACCGUCAACAAUCUUGUGAUACCACUGAUCAAGGGCUAUAUGAUUGUAAAGUGCCGUGGCCAGCAAGACAUCAAUGAGAAGAUUACUCUGGUCGAUGCUUUGGAAAAAGAAAGAAAGUUUUUCAAUGAAAAUUCUCAUUUUAGGACUCUUCUUGAGGAAGGUAAAGCUACAGUACCUCUUCUUGCAGAACGGCUCACUAAAGAAUUGGUUAUACACAUUACUAAUUUACUGCCACAGUUACGAACCCAACUUGAGCAGAAAUUAGCAAAGACCACUGAGGAACUUAAAGUACUGGGAGAUGGAGUUCCUCUUGAUAAACAUGAGAGGAAAAAUUUCCUGAUUAUGAAAAUUCGUCAGUUUAAUGAUGUACUUGAAGGAGUAAAACGGGCAGAAGAAGAUCUAAAGAACUCAGACAUGAGGGUCUUUACCAAAAUCAGGAAAAUAUUUGGUCAAUGGAAACUCCUUCUGGAUGAGAAGACUAUUAAAACGGAGGAAACCCUCAGAGAUGAGGUUGAAGAGUACAUUAAAAAUCGCAGAGGAAAAGAGCUUCCUGGAUUUGUUAACUACAGAACAUUUGAAAGCAUUGUCAGGAAACACAUUGAGGAGCUAGAGGAACCUGCUUUAAAGCUCCUAAAAGAUGUCACAGAAAUUGUUCACAACUGUGUGAACACCAUUGUUAGCUAUCACUUUAAGGCAUUCUCUCAGCUCCUGAGGGCUGCUAAAGAUCCAAUUGAAGAUAUUCUUGAAAAUGAGUUUAAGAAUGCAGAGGAGAAAGUAAAAUCUCAGUUUAAGAUGGAGAAGAUUGUCUACUCUCAAGAUCCUCUCUACAGUCGCCAGCUAGAGGCUGUAAAACAGCAACCAGCAAUCACAACCUAUGUUAGUUAUGCAUCUGGUUUUAAAACGGUAAAGAGCAUCAGUGCUGAUAUACGCGAGAUGACACAGCAUCUUAAAGCCUAUUUAAUGAUCACAUCUGACCGUCUGGCUAACCAAGUGCCACUGAUAAUCCAGUACCACAUCCUGGACCAGUACAUAUUUCAGCUUCAGAAUGAAAUGCUUGCCAUGUUCGGAAGGGACAAUGCAGAAGAUCUGCUCAGAGAAGAUUCUGACGUUGCUCGUAAAAGAAAAGAAUUAAAAGAACGCUUGGAGCGCCUGAAGGAUGCUAGCAAAGUUAUGUCCAAGUUUGUAAAGGCUCCAUAUUAAGCAAAGUACACACACGCUAG
Messenger RNA from Misgurnus anguillicaudatus (oriental weatherfish), 2101 nucleotides. The record is from RefSeq and is a predicted model, not a curated record. Lineage: Eukaryota; Metazoa; Chordata; Actinopteri; Cypriniformes; Cobitidae.